GCAUCUUGUGUGGAAAAUAGUUUUUGGACACAUACACGAUGUGUCAUAUUAGUUCACAUAUAACAGAGAGCCAAAAAACUAUUAUCAGUUAGUUGCUGCAAGUAAUUGGAGCAAUAAUAUCCGAGGGGCCCCACAUCUUCAUCAAGAAAGUAGAAUAUGGAAGCAAAGUGUUUGGUUGAAGGAAAUUAGGAAAUGCAUGAACGCAAAAAAUCUUAUUGAAUUCCUGGCUACAUAAAAAUGGCUUCCCCUUUUAACUCUUACGUUCUAUCUUCUGAUCUCAAACCACCGUGUCUAAGAUUGAACCAUUGUAUGCCUGUUUAAAUUGUGUUAGCAGCUUAAACAUUAUCCAAAUAAUACUUGUAAAUUAUAGUUCUCUUAUGAUCAUAAAAUUGAGCAUCUCUAAAAUUUUCAGUCACUGAAUGUGAGGAUGGACCAUCUGGAAUUACAAUAUAUGCUGAUGCAGAAACUGAUGGAUAGAAGAUGGGAAAUUGCCAAAAUGGUGCAGCAUGAACGAAGGAUGAAAAUGACCGUUGAAUUUCCAGGAAUAAAUGCACCCUUCCCUGCAGAGGCAGAUGGAAAAUUUAGGCUCCUGGUCCUUCAAGUUCAGAACUGUUUAGGAGUAGGUCACAGUCACAAUAUAGAUCAAACCAUUCUUCUGAACCUGGCAGCAGAGGACUCAAACAAAGGUAUUAUGGCGAUUUUGAAGAUGAAGGCCCUCCCGGAGUUGACUUUAGAUUUAGCUCGCCCUACCCCCCAAGCAGAGGGCUCGAACGAAGGUAUUAUGGUGAUUUUGAAGAUGAAGGUCCUCCCGGAGUCGACUCUAGAUUUUGCUUGCCCUAUCCCCCAAGGUAUGAUAAUUAUGAUUCUGCUUACAGUUUUCCAACUCCAAGAGGUCCUAUUUCAAGGCCACGAAGCCCACCCUGGGGGAGGUGCUAUUACAAGAGGGGUAGAUGGAGCCCUUGAAGUAUAAAGAUUUUGCUAGUUAUGGUUCCUAUAGUUCUUUAAGACAUUCACCAUGGUCUCAUGGUUCAACCAGAUAUGAAAAUGAGUUUGAUGAUAGAUGGGAUAAUAGCUACCAGGAAUAUUCAUCUUUGUUUGGAUAUGAAUAUCACAGCCGAUGGUGAACGGCAUUGUUGUAGCUUUUGAUUUUGUCACUAGAUAUGAUUGUUGAGCAACCAUGAUGCCAUAACUUGU
This is a messenger RNA of Hibiscus syriacus, 1194 nucleotides long. RefSeq lists its product as uncharacterized. The record is from RefSeq and is a predicted model, not a curated record. NCBI's taxonomy places the organism in Eukaryota, Viridiplantae, Streptophyta, Magnoliopsida, Malvales, Malvaceae. Bases 428 to 970 code for a protein of 180 amino acids. The transcript has 2 exons.